This is a messenger RNA of Entamoeba invadens IP1, 4974 nucleotides long. RefSeq lists its product as hypothetical. The coding region runs from base 1 to 4974 and encodes 1657 amino acids. NCBI's taxonomy places the organism in Eukaryota, Evosea, Mastigamoebida, Endamoebidae. Gene Ontology annotation, cellular component: endosome; trans-Golgi network. Gene Ontology annotation, biological process: Golgi to endosome transport. The record is from RefSeq and is a predicted model, not a curated record. The transcript has a single exon.
AUGCGACGUAACAUUGACGACGACAUUGAUCUUUCGUUUCUGAAGACCCCAAAGGAAAAAACAAAAUUUCAGAAAUACAACGACGACGCGGAAAAGCUUUUAAACCAAAUGGAAAGGUGUAAAGUGUGGACGGACAUUCUUCAGAUGAUACAGAACUUCACAAAGUUAGUCAAUAACAACAAAAACUUCCCUGUUGUUCCAACCAAGCAAGUUUUCAUGCGACGAAUGGCCCAAGCGCUUGACCCUCAAAUACCGUCUGGAGUACACAAUCAAGUCUUAGACCUCUUCAAUUUACUCUUCGAAAGAAUAGGAAACGAUAGAUUGGAAGCAGAUCUAUGGUGCUUCACGCCCGGACUCUUUCCAUUAAUCCGAAGUGGGUCAACAGAAGUUAGAGUGAAGAUAUUAGAUUUAAUUAAAGACAAACUAUUAACAAUCAUAGGAUCUGUCCAAGCGGUGCAGAAGUCGUUUUUAAUUUCUGUUGUUGUUGGUGUUGAAGAAAACACUGGGGGAAUUAAAGAGAAGACAAUUACUAUCAUGGACUCCUUGAAAACUAUCAACGAAAAGUUCUUUUGGGAAACAUGUUGGGAAAUAUUAAGAGCUAAUGCCGUGACACGAAAACCAAUGAUGACGUAUAUGAACCUCAAACUCGAUACCCCUCUCGCGACGAAUCAAAUACCGAACCAGUCAUUGUUGUUUUACUCUGUUAUGAACGUCCUCUCUGACGACAAACAACUUGUGCUUAGAGAUAUGUUGGAUGUUUUGUGCACCAAAUUACGACUUGACUCUGGAGUAUUUUCUGAUGAGCAAUAUGUCCAAAUUGUUGAAAGAAUGCUGUUGCUCUUAAUUAAAAAAGACUCUGCGCUCUCCAGAAGAGUCAACUUCUAUUUACUUGGAAUGGACUCUAAGAGCCAAGACACGGAGAAAAAUACAUUGGUUGAAUUUUUCAAUAAAUACACAGCCAAAGUUAUUGAAAAGGCUAUUGGAGAGAUGUUCGCGUUUUUAAAGAAAGAGCGGACAAAUGAUAUAGUCUUGAUAUGUGAAGAGUUAUUAGGAAAACAGUGUAUAGCCGAGCACAUAUUCAAAACAGUCAUUGGGUCGAUGUUGGAGUUAUUACAAUUGUCACAAGAGGAAAACCGAAGAGAAGAUGGUGAAAAGGUCAUCGAGUUUCUUACCAACGUCGAGUGUACAAUUCUCUUUGAUUUUGUCUUGGAAAUACUUAAAAACAAAGUGGUUAGGUAUGGCGUUAAAAGAACGUUUUCUUUCAUCACAACAUACAAAGGCGAUGCAAAUAAGAUGGAAAAGUUCUCUGAUUUUUGCAUGCAAGUGCUGAUGACGUCUUUGGAGAAACUUGACAAUUUGAUUAAGACGAACUCGCCAAUAAAGGAGUUGAGCGAGUGCUUUGAGUUGAUUGAAUUUUGUCUUCGAGAGAGAAAGAGUGAAAUAGAGGAGAAAUGUGCAGAGGUAUUAAACAUCACCAUGUCUGUGGAUAAAGUCUUUACGCUAUUUAUCAAAGAGACUGUUAUAACAGACACCAUAUUCCCACAACCAAAGCAAGAACUGUUUGAUAGAUUCUGCACUAUAGUUAGAAUGCUGCAUGCUGAAAUAACGCCGUUCAAGAAAUAUCAAUACAGUGAACAGAACGAUGACGUGAAUGAAGAAGAAGCUGAAAAGAUGGGAAUAACAUCUGUUGAGAUGUUGAUGAGGAAAGAGGUCAAGCAGAAUGAAUGGAUUGAACAACUGAAAACCCUUGUACUCACACAUAAAUUACCAGUUGUGCAAGUUAAAGCUGCCAAAUGCUUCUAUGAGAUAUGGAAGAAGGAAGAGAGAGUCCCACUCAACAUGGACGAAGAGGAAUUUGUACUGAAAAUGUUUACGAUCUUGUUGGACGCCCUCGACGAAGAGAAUUCAAGUGUGUUGACCGAUAUAGUUUUGAUACUUCACACCGUCGGGUCUGCACACAAAGAACUCACUUACAAAUUUUUGAGCUCGACACUUGAAGACGGAGAUGAAGACAAACUUCUCAAGUAUACACUCUUCUGGAAGAAUUCGAGUGUUUUGGGAUAUGACAUACAAACAUCCGUCUUCAAUCGUGGGUUACUUUUAUUCUUGAGGCAAUGCGUGCAUAAAGUACAAGACCCGUUUUACCUUGAGUUCUUACAAACGACCUUAAAUGCGAAUAUGAUGGAUAGAAUGAUAUACCCAAUUUUAAUCCCCAUGUUGACUCCCGUCAAGAAAAGAAGUGAAAACGUUUUUGGGUUUGUCUGUGAUGACCAAUUGUGUCUUAUGCAUCUGAGUAUUUUAGACACCCUUUUUGGAUUCUCAAAUGUCAAAAUCGUCGAGGCGCUACAUCAACUUAAUAUCCCAUUUUACUUGAACGGAUUGUUGAAGGAAAUAAACCCAACAUUUGAACAAAUGAAAGAGCCUUCAAAUAUGUUGGACUUUGUGGUGUACACUUUGUUGAUAUACUUGAAAGGGAACAAAGAAGUCAUUGGCACCGAGAAAGUGUUUCCAUUCCAGUCACAAGCGACGGACGUCUUACUCACUUUAUUCACUGUAUACAAUGAAAACCAAUUAGUUAUCAAUGAGAGUGUUGAAGUGCAAUACACAUUGUUACUCUCUUUUGCUGAGAGUAUUACAACUUCCCCAAAACUCCAAUUACACUUAAUGUCGUUAAUUAAAACUGUGAUGAAGAUGUGUGAUGCGAACGAACCUGAAAAGUGCAUCACUCGAUUCACGUUGUUUUUACAAACGAUCAUCAGCGGAAUUUGCCAAGAAAGGUGUGUGUACAGAACACAUUUUGUCCGUCUUAUCGAAGAGUCUUUGUUGUUCUUCCCAACAAAAGAUUUCAAGACCACUUCCGUCUUGUUGAUCCAAGCAAUUUCUAAUGUUAUCUCGCAGACGUCGUGUUUCUCGGAACACUCGUUGUCACUCAAUGAAGAAAUAGAACCACUUGUAUAUUUACAGAAGAAGUUGUACGAGUUCAGUCUUCAACUUUUCCCGUAUAAGUCACCACUUGAAAACGCGGAGCAGAAUCAGUCGCAACGCACAAGUGCGGGACAACAAAUAGGAAACGCGAUGUUGUUUAUUCCAAUGUUGUUUGUCUCGGUGAUUACAGACACCGUGAAAGGAGGCAAAGAUAAGAAGAUGAAUAGUCUCGAGCCACACUUUUUGACGGCGACACUGAAGAGGACGAUUGUUGCAUUCCUCGAUAUGUUCUGCGCUGUUGGGAAGGUCAGCAAUACCCUCCCAUUACAGAGCAACAUUAUCUCAUUCUUGGAAGUACUUUUUGUGACAUUUCCAUUGGAUUUCAUGGGCGAGUAUUUGCUCACAUUUUCAAGUCAGGCUUUCCCUGCACAACACUCGAUUGUGUUCAGGUCUUUUAAACCGGAAAAUUUGGUAUCGGUGUUGUGGUCUGCGUUGAUACUAAGCCAAGGCGAUUUGUAUGAAGACAUUCAGCCACAGCGUAUUUUCGAGUUUAUCCAAUUCUUCAUUCAGACGGUAUUAACACCAAAUGAAGUGUUUAAGAUGCAGAUGUACAUUCAAUCACUUAUCGACACUCAUGUCAAUGACGAAAGGCUGACCAUUACGUCUGUUCACACGCUGAAGUUGUUCAUUGAAACAUUACAACAGAACGAGCCAAAAGCGCCGUUAAAAUUGGCUAAUGGAUGGCCAGAAAUCAUUUUGAAUGUUGUCAAAAGCUAUAUGGGGAUUGUCCAGAAAUGGAGAGUUGAUGGGAGUGCUUUCAAGCUACGAACAAGACAGAAGAGUACAACAUCGCAAAUCACUGUUUCUCCAACACCGACGUCUGGAGCAGCGUCGAGUGUACCAUCGAACCCAAAAGUGUCACAGUCAUCUUCGGAAGAUCACAGUUCAUUAUCAAAUGUCAAUUUGAGUGAUAACACAAUGACCAUUUCUGCGGACAUUUUAGAUGUUGUAACAAGUGAUAUCAUACCGAUUUUAGUUUCUGUGUUUGACGAAAACUUGUUGAGUACAUACAUCGACUUAGGCAAACAGUACGAGCACGUUUUAGCACAACCGGUUGCGGAUAUGGGUCUGAACGUGGCUUGUGUGAAUGUGUUGUGUGAGUUGGCGAGUCGAAACCAAUUAAUAGGUCGAUGGAACAAAUUAGUGAUUAACACGUUUUUGAGUGACGACUUCUUCAAUAAGUCCCCUGCACUUUUGAACAAGUGGAAGUUACCGAUAUUCAAUGCAUUGACUUCAAAUGCCAUGAAAGGGCUACAGGAUAUCUCCAACUCUAUUGUGAACAGACAGUUGUUUGCGAGUAAAGAGAGUGAAGCAAACUCAAGAGCAAAGAAUUUGAAGAGAAUUGCAUUUUUGAUAUUCAGCGGAGAGAAUGACGUUGUCGACGGUCUUAUGGAUCAAAAUCCUAAUUUGCUUGAUUCGAUCUUGGACGGGCUUGUCGACUGUAUUAAACAGUAUCCCGUGUCUGUGAUUUAUGUCAACGGGUUUUUGUUGCUGCGUGUGAUGUUCAUAAAGUGUUCCUUCACGAAAUUGAAGAAGAAGAUUCCGACGAUAUUGAACGAGUUGAUAACUAUUUUUAAUAUGCCAUUUGAAAAGGACGCGAUGACUGUUUUAAGCGGGUUACAGUUGUAUGAUAUGCUCCAGACUAUUCCAGAGUGCUUGACAGAUUCAUAUAGUUGGAUAUUUUUCCCACCACAUUCAUUUGAGGGUAUCACUCCAUCGAAGAAGAUCACCCCACUCAUCCCAAUACUUGCAUUAAAUGGAAAUGGAAGUGGCGAUGUCAAAGAACCAGACACAUCAUAUAGUGGUUUAAAAGAGAAGAGAGAACUCAUUUUUAAGGAAAAGAAGACUUUGGACGCUCAGGAGUUCCAACAACUCAGAACAAAGCUUCAAUUUUAUACAAGAGACUCUUUCAAUAUGACUUCAAGGUCUGAUCAAUGUGAUAUUGCUUCAGUACUCAGCGACUUGUUAGAAGCAUUUGCUGAGAAGUAA